This is a messenger RNA of Prorocentrum cordatum, 713 nucleotides long. NCBI's taxonomy places the organism in Eukaryota, Dinophyceae, Prorocentrales, Prorocentraceae. The record is from the annotation of a GenBank genome assembly.
CGGCCGGCCGCCGCCCCGCGCCGGCAGGCGUGGGCGCUGCCGCGCACGGCGGCGGCGGCGAGCUGCCCCGCGGCCGCGCUGGAGGCCGAGGACGCGUUGCACGGCUGCCUCGCAGAGGCUUGGGCCCACCGGCUGGACUAUGCCGGCCCCGCCGCGCGGCUGCUGGAGGCGGGGUCGUGGCUGGACAUCGACCCCCCGGAACUCGAGCACGUGUCUGCGGAGUCGGUGGGCGUCAGCUGCGUGAUCGCAGACCUGGAGUACCGGCUGGUGGAGUACGUCCUGGAGGUGCGCCGCUGCGACGGUGCGCCCCGCGGCGGCGCUCCGUUGCGGGUCUACUACGCGCGCACGGGCGCGCAGCGCAAGGUGGACGACGUGCUCUUCGAGGUGCCCCGCAGGAGGCCCGCGGGGGUGCCCGUGUGGGAGCCCGGAGGCGUCUACCAGUUCCGCCUGACGGGGCGCUGCUGCCGGCGGGAGAUGGCGUACCUGCACCACCCGAACCACUCGCGCCUGGUCCCCCAGCAGGUGGCAUCGGAGUGGUCCAGGCCGGCGCCGCUGCUGCCGCCGAGGCCUCGCCGCGCGCGCCCGGGACGGCCGCGCGCCGAAUAAGGUCGGGGAGCGCGCGUGCCGACGAGGCGCCGCGCGCCCGGCGUUCGGGGAGCCGCCGUGACCGACCGCGCACGGCUCCCGGCUGCAUGGUGCAACAAGAAGUCCCC